CGAUCAUGUACAGUGGCGCCAGCCUCGAGGCGCAGAAUGGUUGCUCCAGGCGCGGCAUUCAUGUUCUUUGUUCUCCCUUGACGCGCAAAGAGCAUUCUGAAAUAACGUAAACACGCCGCACGGAUCCUUGAAGUACCUAGGCCGCGACUGGACUUCUCUCGCCCCUUGUUACCACUCACCAAUGUCCGACUCCACAAUCUGCCCACAGGUCCUUGCAGGCUCCCUCUGCACAGAGCGCUUCUGCACUUUCGCGCACAAUCCGCCCAGCUGCGACCUGUGCAAUCUCAUCUUUCCCACCGCACCGCAGUACACUGAACACGUCGCGACGAAGCAGCAUCAGAACCGUCUGUGCGGCGAGUUUGGGCUGAUGCUGUACUGCUCUGCGUGCGAGAAGUAUAUCCCGGGCAACAAGAACUGGGCUGUUCAUGUCCGCAGCGCGCGACACAUCAAAAAAGCGGGUGGGAGACACCUUGAAGCAGAGGAGAGCGGAGAGAUGCCAGGACACACACUCUGCACGACGUGCAACUCGCAGAUCCCAGACAAGUCUUGGGCGCGGCACCACCUGAUGCCGAAGCACCUGGCGAAGACGCAGUUUCUGUCGUUCCGUACGGCCUUGGAUGAAGCCGAGAAAGACAAGAACGGGGUGUCGGUCAGUGGGGCCUUUGACUUCGGGAUAGUCGAGCCCUCCCUGGCGGGUGCUGGGGUAAGAGUGAACGCGAGCAUCACGAACACCACGCCCUAUUCGAUUGUGAGCAUUGUCAAUGCGUCGUUCGCAUCUUCGAGGGGAGUUCGGAUGUCGACGCCAUUCACACUCGACCUUGCGACUGCUCAUCGUUCAAUAUGCUACAAACAGACGCUGAACUUCACAGUCAGCAUGUGUCAGUCCCAUAACGGCCGUGCCCAAGAUCGACUGGAGUUGGAAUUUGAAGAUCGGCAGCUCGGACGCCGAUUUGUGAUAAUGCGCACAUUGGCUGUGAUUGUUGGGGACCGCGAUGAUCACGAAAACCUGCGACCCAGUGCACCGUACGUUCCGCGCAAACGAACUGCCCGGCAGCCUGAGACGAACGUUGUCGAGGGCGUCGCACCUCCCUCGCUGCGCGUGAUUCGCUACGUUGUCGUGCUUCCCGAGUCGCCGAUCCCCAAAGCCUUGUCUGCAGCUUUAGCGACUGGAACAGCAAGCAGCAUCGUCCAAAACAUGCGGACUGUGUUUCUGCCGCCGGUCCUGAAUAGUGACACGUAUCCGCGGCACUUCAAGCAUCUCAUUUGGAUAGAGGAGCACCAGAUGGAGCGCGAUCUUCAGUAUUACGAUAUCACAGAGGCCAAGUUGACGGUGCACCAUCCGUAUCACUACGUCUCAGUCCCUGGACUGGCGGAGAAGCGCCCCAGUGUUCUCGUCGGCGACCGAAUCCUUGUGCAGCAAACAGGUGCUGCGGCUGGCCACUGGUUUGAAGGUGGCGUGCACGUCGUGCGGAAGGAAGAAGUCGGAUUGCGGUUCCAUUCGUCGUUUGGCAAGGCUUCUCCCCUAGCGCGUUUUACGGUGCGCUUCAAACUGAACCGGCACCCUGUUCGACGACAGCAUCUGGCCCUCGAUACGGCCUUCGACGAGGACCGUGUGCUGUUCCCUGAACAAACGCACAUGCCUGCUGGACCAGUCCCCUCUAAGCGCUACCCAGUCAAGAAUCCGCUGAUCGCACACAAUCCUCCUCAGCUGCAGGCCGUUGUGUCCAUAGUCGAGCGGGCGCCUGGGUCCGUCCCAUUCGUCAUCUUUGGGCCGUGAGUGUUUGUAUCCGGAUGCCGCCGUCUAGCUGAGCACUCAGCAGACCCGGAACGGGGAAAACGGUCACCAUGGUCGAAUCCGUUUUCCAGAUCUUGUCUGCGAACCCUCAAGCUCGCGUGCUGGCGAUCGCGCCCAGCAACUCUGCCGCAGACCUCAUCACAACGCGUCUCAUGUCACUGGGGGCGGAGCAGCUGUUUCGGUUCUACGCCCCGUCACGUCACAAAGAAACGGUCCCUCUGGAGCUACGCGCGUUCACCUUCGCCACUGCGAACGGACACUUUGCUGUUCCGGGGCUGGCGAAGAUGAAGACGUACAGGGUGGUGGUGACGACCUGUGUCUCUGCGUCUGUCGUUUCAGGGAUCGGCAUCCCAAGAGGCCAUUACUCACACAUCUUCUGCGAUGAAGCGGGCCAGGCUACCGAACCUGAAGUUAUGAUCGCGAUCAAAACUAUGGCCGACAAGCAGACCAAUGUGGUUCUCUCUGGGGAUCCGAAGCAACUGGGGCCGAUCAUCCGGUCUGCGAUUGCGAGAGAGCUUGGUCUGGAGAAGAGCUUCAUCGAGCGGCUGAUGGCUAUGGAGAUAUACGAUCAGGUCAGAGGUUACGGCAAGUCCGUCGUCAAGCUUACGAAGAACUUUCGCUCGCACCCGUCGAUCCUCAAGUUUCCGAAUGAACGCUUCUAUCAAGGGGAACUGGAGGCGUGCGGUAGCCCGUCGGUGGUCAACGCGUAUGUGAACUGGGGGCCGCUGCCCAAUGGUCAGUUUCCGGUGAUCUUCCACGCGAUCAGGGGAAAGGAUGAUCGGGAAGCCUCUUCGCCGUCGUUCUUCAACGUCGAUGAGGUCAGCCAGGUCAAGAGCUACGUGGCGAUGCUCCGGGAUGACCGCCGCGUGCGGAUCACUGACAACGACAUCGGUGUGAUCACACCAUACCAUGCUCAGUGCCUCAAGAUCCGCGCGGUGCUGCGUGCAUUCGCAGACGGGGUCAAAGUCGGCAGUGUUGAGGAGUUCCAGGGCCAGGAGCGCCAGGUGAUCAUUGUCUCGACUGUCCGGAGCAGCCGCGAGUUUGUCGAGUACGACUUGCGUCACACACUGGGCUUUGUGGCCAAUCCCCGUCGAUUCAAUGUUGCUGUCACACGAGCCCAAGCGCUGCUCAUCGUCAUCGGAGACCCUGAUGUGCUGGGCCUUGACCCACUUUGGCGGACUUUCCUGAACUACGUGCACGGCAAUGGGGGAUGGACUGGUCCAGAUAUCUCUUGGAAUCCAGACCAGCCGGUUGACGAGGCCGGGGGCUACGACCAGGCUGUCCGAGAAGCUGCUCUGUUCGAUAUGAAUCAGUUCACGAAGAGGAUGGAAGACAUGACUGUCGCUGGCGUGAACGCGGACGAUGCUGAUGAAGAUGUAGAGCGGCCAUGGCAAGAUGUCGAAUAGUCCACGAUGUCUUCCACGAGGUCGCCUAUUCCAGUGUUUGUCUUGAUUCACCUGUAUGGAAAAUCUGAUCUUUGUUUGAGUGGGCGGGAAACACAUUCUGGAAUGGCUAAAGAGCAAAAUCAGCGAGAAGUCGAUCCUGGUCAAGACCCCUGAGUGUCUGCCCGCGGGUGAUCCGGAUUUGCUAUGGCCGUGACAAACUCGGCGAGAUCCCCUAAGAUCCUCUUGUCGUGUAUCCCUGUCUCUCUCUCGACUCAUUCAUCAUCGAAGAACUACUUACUUACUCUCUCCAAUUGCCAUCUCUCGUGAAACGGUUUUCCCCGAUAUGAAUCCUGAGUAUGAAGAGAAGAAGAUCGUCGACCUCAGUGACGAGGAGCUUGUCAACCUCGGGUUCAUGGGC
This is a messenger RNA of Mycena citricolor, 3598 nucleotides long. NCBI's taxonomy places the organism in Eukaryota, Fungi, Basidiomycota, Agaricomycetes, Agaricales, Mycenaceae. The record is from the annotation of a GenBank genome assembly.